Yamadazyma jaroonii is the source of this 2238-nucleotide messenger RNA. NCBI's taxonomy places the organism in Eukaryota, Fungi, Ascomycota, Pichiomycetes, Serinales, Debaryomycetaceae. The record is from the annotation of a GenBank genome assembly.
AUGGGGAAGACUCGUAAUAGGGUUAGUUUAGUUUGUUCUUUCUGUAAAAAAAGAAAGAUCAAAUGUAACAAAGGUCAGCCUUGCUCGACAUGUAUUAAAUAUGGCAAUCUUGAUUGUAAAUAUGAAAUCAAUUUGACGAAAGAUAAAUUAGACUAUAUCAAAGAAUUAAAUCAAUUGAAAGUGAAAUUACAUCAAUUGAAUAAUAAAGAGAAUAUAAGGAUAAGUAAAAAAUUAGUUAAUCCGUAUAUUUUCCAUGAAACUUCGAAUCCUAAUAAUGAAUCGUCGACUCAUCCUCUUCAAAGAUUUCACAUCAGUGAUAAAAUGGAUUUGAAUAAUGUAAUACUUGGUAAGAAUAAGAAUGACAAGAUUGAUUUGUUUCAAUUGAAUCGAAAUAUCAACAGUUUUUACUUUGUUAAAAAUUAUCGUCGAAAAUAUAUGGAAUCAUUGAGUUAUUACUAUUUAUGUAGUAAUGAUGAACAUGUUUCAUUGAUUUUCCAGUACUUGAUUAACUUGAAACAUCUUCAUAAUUUCAACUUAUACGUUGCUGAAAAUGAAGAUCAAGCUUUUUUCGAAAAAAAGAGUAAUCUUCUACAGUCAAGAUUUGAAACUAUAAAUUUGAAUGAAAUUCAAUUCAUGCUCCCAAAUUUGGAUAGUAUACUCAAGAUCGUAGAUAUUUUCUUUGAAAGAUAUUAUUGUAUUUGGCCAUUCCUUGAUGAAGUAGAUUUCAAAACAAAAUUGAAAACAUUAAUUUCUCCAGAAGGAAUAAUCCUUAUUAAUGAUGUAUUGGACUAUGCCAACUUGGGAAUUCUACUUUUGUUAUUAAAGAUGGUCAAUUCAUUUGAAAACUUCAUGAUUAUUGACUCUAGGAAUCAAUAUUUAGACAUUGCAUUGAAUAUUUAUAAUCAGAAAUUCAACAUCAUUUCUGAUAACAACUUGACAGUUUGCCAAUUACUAUUAUUCAUUGAAAUUUGUAUUAUAGUAUUACCCAUGGAGGGAAGUAGUGAAAAUGAUUUAAAGCAUGUCCAGAGUUCAUUAAUUGCCAUUUGUAAUCACAUGGGAUUUCAUUUGGAACCGAAUAAUUUUCAAGAAAUACUUAAGAAUGCCAAACAAAAUAAUUUACAGAGGAAAAUCUGGUAUUUUGUUGUUUACUUGGAAAUCCUUCUAUUUUUAACACAUGGAAGACCCUUUACCAUUCAAUUAAAUUCUUUCAAUGUUGACAUACCCCGUUAUGAAGAAGGUAUUGAAAAUGUAGUCGAUGUUGAUAUUGAAAAGAAAGCAAUGGCAUUUUAUAAUGGCUUCAAAGAGAUCUGGUUCCCAAUGAUAGAAAUUAGUUACAGAUUAUCAGAUAUGGUCAACACUUCCAUCAAUUUUGAUUCAUUGAUAUCAAUACUUGAAGACAUUGAAGUGAAUUUUAUUAAAUCUUUCAAAUUAGACAAUUGGGAAAAUGUCCACCAUCAAAAUGUUAUAACAUUCAUAACAGUAUUUAAUUUCUUGAUUUCCAUUUACUAUAACAUUUUUAUUUAUCUAGAAGAUAAAAAAUCAUUCGAACUAGCAUUUUUUUAUUUGAAAAAAAUUUGGAUACUAAUCUUAAACAUUUUUGUUCCGUUUGUUAAAGAUUAUAUCGCCAAUGCUCCACCUAUGUCGAAACAUCACUUUACUCCUGUUGUUAGCAAAGUACUUUCCAAAUUAACCGUCAUCAAAAAUGGUUUACUAAUCAGGUUUAAAAGACACCUUAUGAGUUCUUUCCAACAAAAGUAUGCCAUAUUGAUUGGUUUGAUUGUGAAGUUCGACGAUUUGUUGAAUUCAUGUUUCUUAUCCUUCCCUGACUAUUUCUAUGCUUGGAAAUUACUUAGAGGUGAAAAGGUGUUGAUGAAAUUUAUUCUUCAAGACCUGACUUACAGUUUAGUCUCCAAGGAAAAUAAAAGAAUGUCAAACUUCAGAUUCAAUGACGAUAUGGUCGAUGAACUCGUUUCCAUAUUUAGUCACUUCAAUCCUAUCAUCAUACCUGAACCACGAGAUAACAUGAAUAGUAAUGGUGCCUUUACCAAAGAAUUUGAAAUAUUCUGGACUAAAGUUUCAAAUCAAACUCCACAUUCCAUUGAUGGCCCCCAUAGUGGUAAUAAGCAUGCAAACAAUGCAAAUGACCAAGGCAUUUCCAAACCAGACGAUUACUUAGAUGAGCUAUUCCUGAUAGAUAAUGUUUUUGACUUCUCCAAAUCAUUCAAUCCUAUGCAUUAA